AUGGCCGGUUACCAGCGACCCAUGAGCUUUUCCGAGAGGAGAGGAAGCGCCCUCAGCGACGAGUUGAUACUCAACACCAAUAACGCCAUGUUGAACCACCGCAUGGAAAAACUGCCUCAGCAGCAGCGACAUCUCCGAGGGCCACCGACUCCUAGCAUGUCGACACCCGCCGCCGACUUCGACCAGCAGCUGACCGGCUCGCCGCCGCCACCUCCGACGCCUGCCGCAUCCCCGGGCCCUUCACAUUUCCAGCCCGACUGGAGCGACGCCGCCGACGAUGAGGAUUUCUUCCUCGCCAAGGUCCGACAACACUUUAAGAAUUGCUCUGGGCCACAGCGGACACGGGUUCUUGCCGAUCUUCUCAACCUCUGCACCAGCCAGCAGUUGAGUUUCGUUCACCAGUUCGUUAGUCCGUUGCUCAAGAAGGACCCCUUCACGAGCCUUCCUGAUGAACUAUGUCUUCGCAUUCUGUCCUUCAUCGACGACCCCAAAGUUUUAGCACGAGCUUCACAAGUAUCCAAGCGAUGGCGGGAUCUUCUCAGCGACGACAUGACGUGGAAGAAUCUUUGCGUCAAGCACGACUACGGCCGACGACUGUCUGAGGUUUACGCGAACUCACAACAACUGGCUGCACGAUCUGCUGCGCACCCCUUCAACAACGGCGACACGGAGAUGGUUAGCAGCAACAGCUUUCCCGGCGCCCGACCCACCGCAGCCCAUUCGGGCUCCCGGAAUUUUGAUGGUUCGCUGGCUUCUGGUAGACCCAAGCUACGAUCUUACAAAUCGCACUUCAAGCAGAGAUAUCUGGUCGAGGCAGCAUGGAGGUCAGGUGGUACUAGCACGACAAGAAACAUCACUCAGGAAGGUGGUGUGGUCACGAGCUUACACUUGACGUCCAAGUACAUCAUUGUGGCUCUUGAUAACGCUAAGAUCCACGUUUUUGAUGCCGAGGGUGACUCUCAACGGACCCUGCAGGGCCAUGUCAUGGGUGUCUGGGCUAUGGUCCCAUGGGACGACACAUUGGUCAGUGGUGGUUGUGAUCGCGAUGUACGAGUCUGGAAUUUGAAGACAGGUGCUUGUCUGCAUACCCUGCGUGGCCACACGUCAACCGUCAGGUGCUUGAAAAUGGCAGAUGCCAACACCGCCAUUUCAGGCUCCCGAGACACCACGCUUCGAGUUUGGGAUAUCCGGACAGGCCUCUGCAAAAACGUUCUGGUUGGCCACCAGUCCAGUGUCCGCUGCCUCGAGAUCAAAGGGGACAUUGUAGUUUCUGGUAGCUACGACACGUUCGCUAGGGUGUGGAGCAUCUCUGAGGGACGAUGUCUGCAGACUCUGCAGGGCCACUUCAGCCAGAUCUAUGCCAUUGCUUUCGAUGGCAAGAGGGUGGUCACUGGUAGCUUGGACACCAACGUCAGGAUAUGGGACCCCACUUCUGGCGAAUGCCUUGCUAUCCUCCAGGGUCACACCUCUCUGGUUGGUCAAUUACAGAUGCGUGGCGAUACCCUAGUUACCGGUGGAUCCGACGGUUCUGUACGAGUCUGGUCGCUGGAGAAGAUGUGCCCCAUCCAUCGUCUCGCCGCUCAUGACAAUAGCGUCACGAGUCUGCAGUUUGACGAUACUCGGGUCGUGAGUGGCGGUAGCGAUGGUCGAGUCAAGAUCUGGGAUCUCAAGACCGGCCACCUCGUUCGAGAACUGAUCGCCCAAGGCGAGGCUGUAUGGAGAGUUGCUUUUGAGGACGAGAAGUGUGUGGCCCUUGCUUUGAGGCAAGGCCGCACGGUGAUGGAGGUUUGGUCCUUCUCGCCACCUGAGGAAAUGCUGUACGACCGCCCCCUCUCUCUUCAACAGCGAGUCCUUGAGGACGAUCCAACCCGACCCCUAAGCGCCAUGGCCAUCGACUAUCGAAGCUCGCAACCUACUAUCGCUAGCUCAAGUCGAGACCAAUCAACCCAAGACGUCGAUAUGCAGGACGUGGGCCCCUCAACAGCUCCAUUGCAAGGGGGGACGUUCUUCCACGACGACUAA
This is a messenger RNA of Ilyonectria robusta, 2022 nucleotides long. RefSeq names its product quinon protein alcohol dehydrogenase-like superfamily. The transcript is spliced from 5 exons. Gene Ontology annotation, cellular component: Set1C/COMPASS complex. Gene Ontology annotation, molecular function: histone binding. The coding region runs from base 1 to 2022 and encodes 673 amino acids. The record is from RefSeq and is a predicted model, not a curated record. Lineage: Eukaryota; Fungi; Ascomycota; Sordariomycetes; Hypocreales; Nectriaceae.